AUGGCGAGUCGUGGACAUCACGGAAAUAUUAAAGGGAGCGAUGGGUCAGACUGGAAACAUCGUGAACGUGUCGCCGAUCAUUACAAACGCAGUGUUGAGUAUAAAAGCAGUUAUAGCUUUUUUACUGAUAUCUACAUGAUUCUUCUCGUAGGAGUAAUCGUUGUGGAGUAUAUUUUACCAUAUGCACUUACUCAAAGCAUUAAUGCCUCUCUCUGGCAGCAUAUUUGGCUGCUUAGUAUUGUACCCGUUCUUAUUGGUCGACUGGCGUUAUCUCGGAAUAAUUCUGGCUUGAUGAUAUUAUUCAUAUUUGGUACUCUCUGCCUUGGGCUUGGACCACUGAUAGCAGGUGCUCGAGAUUAUGGUUUUCUCAUGUAUCGAAGGAUAAAUGACCGUACCCCUUCUGAUGUUAAAGUUGCGACGUUUGCCGUAUUUGGCACUUACUCGAUCAUUCUACGCUGUAGCUUUAUAGUCAUUGCAUUUAUAGUUCACAUACUUUCGCUACGGACUGGCGCUAAACUUUGUGGUGUUUGGAGGACCAAGAAAUUAGAUUGA
Trichoplax adhaerens is the source of this 552-nucleotide messenger RNA. RefSeq lists its product as uncharacterized. The record is from RefSeq and is a predicted model, not a curated record. Gene Ontology annotation, biological process: vesicle-mediated transport; endoplasmic reticulum organization. Lineage: Eukaryota; Metazoa; Placozoa; Uniplacotomia; Trichoplacea; Trichoplacidae. Bases 1 to 552 code for a protein of 183 amino acids. The transcript has a single exon. Gene Ontology annotation, cellular component: endoplasmic reticulum membrane.